AUGUCUUCCCAAAAGCAGGUCGUUCCCGAACCCAUCAUUGUUGAAGACGCAGAGGAGACCUACGACAUGUUCCUUGAUCAAGACGAAGAUCCAUCUGAUAGCCAAAACCCAGGGCUUUCUCGCAAUGAAUAUACUGGAAUGGAUCGGUCCAACAUUUUGAAUGGCGACAGGACUCGCCACGCGAUGCCGCAGUCGCAGAGCCAAUAUGAUGAGCGGGAUGAGGAUGAUUUGCCUGAUUCGGAAUGA
Molecule: messenger RNA, 246 nt
Organism: Penicillium verhagenii
Lineage: Eukaryota; Fungi; Ascomycota; Eurotiomycetes; Eurotiales; Aspergillaceae
Exons: 2
Coding region: 1-246 (81 amino acids)
Source: RefSeq, a predicted model, not a curated record